CCUCUCAGUCUCUGGGCACCUCCAUGUUGAGUUUCGGCGUCUUCCUUCGUUUCCCAGAAACCCGCCUUCAACCUCCCUGCAUUGACCUUGCCGUUCUUCUCUUUACCUUGACAAGUCAGUCGAUCUUCCUUCACUGAACCCUCCCAACUAGGCAUUUUUUAGAGAAGCGUGGUUCUCUCCUGUGGGUGAAUACAGCUGAGAGGAUCAGCCCUCUCAUGGAAUUCGGCGGGAGUCAGGCUCUAAUCACCAUCCUUGCUUUGAUUGUAGGAGGACUGGUUUGGAGACAAUUGACGAAAUGGAAGAGGAGGGACUCGGAAUCAACCUCAAGAACGGACCAUGGGCCUGGAAAAGAGAACCGGGCGUCAAGGAGGGACUCAGAGUCAACCUCGAGAGCCGAUGAUGCAUCUCGCGAAGAGUACGAUGUGUUCCUAAGUUUCCGGGGACCGGAUACACGCAAUGGAUUCACCAGUUGUCUUUACCAUCGCUUGAGAGAUGUGGGAAUCCGCGUUUUCUUUGACAACGAAGAACUCCGAGUCGGUAAAGAAAUUCGUGGAGAGCUUCUGAAUGCGCUUGACAAGUCUCGAAUUUACAUGCCUAUCUUCUCUACGGGUUAUGCUGAUAGUUCGUGGUGUCUCUGUGAGGUUGCGCACAUGGUGGAAUGCACCUCACCAUCAGGUGAGAAGAAAGAGAUACUUCCCAUCUUCUACGACGUGGAUUCUGACGAUGUCAAGCUCAAAACCAAGUUAUAUAGAAAAGCCAUGCCCAAGCACGAGAAGAAGUUUGGCUCCGAGGAAUUGAAGCGCUGGGAAAAUGCCCUUGUUGAGGUUGCACGUAUAAAGGGAUGGGAUCUCAAAGGCAAAGGCCAAGGAGAACAAAUCGAAUUGAUUGUUGAAGAGGUUUCCCAUAAACUUAAGACAAGACAAAUAAUUGUGACUGAACAUUUGGUUGAAGAUACUGAUCAGAUCGAAGCCAUAAUGAAGUUGUUAGAUGUUGGGUCUGGUGGCGUACGUUUUGUCGGUAUCCAUGGUAUGGGUGGUGUUGGAAAAACAACUCUUGCCAAAGUAAUGUUCAACAAACUAUCUCUUCACUUUGAGCGUUGUAGUUUUCUUGCAGAUGUUCGAACAUCAUCACAACCUCAUGAUGGACUUAUAGAAUUGCAGAAAAAGCUCUUAUCAGAUUUGGCCGGCCAUGGGAUUGCUAACCAAAUUAAAGAUGUUGAUGGUGGGAUCAAGAUGAUAAAAAAAGCAUUGAGUAACAAAGAAGUACUCAUUAUUCUUGAUGAUCUAGACAAGAAAGAGCAACUCGAAAAACUCGCAGCCGGAAAAUCUGAUUGGUUUUGUUCUGGUAGCAGAAUCAUUAUCACAACUAGGGAUGAAAGCAUCCUGAUGACUCAAGUGAGCUUAUCCAGUAAAGUUGUCCUAAACCAACCUGAAGGAAUUUUGCGUUAUGAAGUUCGUGGAAUGAGAUUUGAUUUAGCACUUCAUCUGUUUUAUAAGCAUGCAUUCAGAAGUGACUCUGCUGCAGAAGGAUAUGAUGCUCUUUCAAGAGAAAUUGUUCGUACAGUGGGCAUGCUUCCUUUGGCUGUCGUGGUGAUAGGGUCCAACCUUUUCGACUGGGGAAAAGAUUUGGGGCAUUUGGAUAAAAGAGAAGUAUGGGACGAAACGCUGAGAAAGUUAAAAGACGGUCCUUUUGAGGAUGUCCGAGAUACGUUAAUGAUAAGUUAUGAACGAUUAGAGGAUAAGCACCAAGAGGUAUUUUUGGAUAUAGCCUGUUUUUUCAUCAAUACCGACAAAACAUAUCCGGUUAUCAUGUGGAAGGAUUGUGGGUACUUUCCCAGCAUUGCAAUGAGGGUUCUCUCUCAAAGGUCCUUGAUCAAGAUUAGAGAUGACAAUGGGUUUUGGAUGCAUGACCAAGUUAGAGAUUUUGGAAGGUACAUUGUUCUUCGAGUAUAUCCUUGCAAGUUUUGUAGGGUGUGGAUUUGUGAGGAUGCCCUGAAACUGCUGGAGGGAAGAAAGAGAAAUGAAGAUGUGGUAGCACUAAGCCUGACUUCCGAUGACUGCAGCCAUGGCAUUGCAGCUGAAGAACUAGCUGCUCUACCAAAUCUAAGGUUCCUUCAAGUGAAAGGCAUUGAUAUGCUUGGCAACUUCGGCAAUCUUCUUUCGGAGUUAAGAUGGCUUUCUUGGGAAAUUAAGCAAAAUGAAUUUUACGUGGAGAGUUUUUAUUUUGCUAAUUUGGUUGUGCUAAACCUUUCAAGGAGCAAUAUCGAAGAUGACUGGGGUGGGUGGAGCCAAAUCCAGAUGACAAAAAAAUUAAAAGUUCUGGAUUUAACAGAUUGCCCAAAGUUGAGGAGGACACCUAACUUCUCUAAUUUCACAUCUUUGGAGACGUUAACACUUACUCGGUGUUCCAACUUAAUCACUAUUCACCCCUCCAUUUCUAAACUUCAACUCCUAGAGACUUUGAAUAUCAAAGGGUGUAGUUCUCUUGGGGAGUUGCCUGAAGAAGUCGGUUCCCUACCAUCAUUAAAGCAGAUCGUCAUGCCCCAAAAUUUUCGACUCUCAAAGCUUCCAGAGAGAAUUGGGAAUUUGAAAUCUUUGUCGAGUUUUAAAUUAAACGAGCAUCCUAAAAUCCGCCAACUCCCGGACUCAUUUGGAGGGAUGGCGAGUCUUACAUGCUUAGCUUUACGCGGGUGCGUAGGGAUAAAGGAACUUCCAAGCUCAAUUGGGGAGCUAAAAACGUUGAUAGAGUUGGAUGUAUCAGCGACAGGCUUAGUUCAACUACCUGAUUCUAUCGGAAACUUAAAGAAACUAAGGGUGUUGAUUUUACGUGGAACUAAGAUAAAGGAGUUUCCUCGUACAAUUGGAGGACUGGAGAUGCUUGAAGGUUUAUAUGCCCAGCGAUCUUGGGAUCCGACGGAUAAAAACUUGGAGGAAAUUGGGAAGCUAAUCCAUUUGAAGACAUUGAACUUAGCAUUUACUAGUGUUUCUAGAUUGCCUCCGCAGAUAAGUCGUCUCCAUCUCCAAAAGUUUGAAGUGGGUUCGAUUGAGCUUCAACAAGUGCCGGCUCUUCCAUCAAGUUUGAAAUUCCUGGCGGUUCAAGCUCCGGACUUCUCUCUUGUCCCUCACCCCUCAAGCAUCACCGAUUUAGAACAUCUGGAAUUACAAAGAUUCAGCAAUUCGACAAAUAUACCUCGCUCCGCUUGGCGGGACUAUCAGUCCAAACUUGAAGCAACUUCGAUGAGAGAGCAACCGUCCUAUCAGCUUCCAUCUCAUUUGUCGACCUUGAAACUCAGGGGUAUUAGUCCUUUGCCACAAUUUUCCAACUUGUUAAAUUUGACAGUUCUACAUGUAAUUGACUGUGCAAUAUCACACUUACCUGUCAAUCCAGGCCUAACACAUCCGAGGGAACUGUUCAUACGUAGAUGUCAAUCCCUUGAGAAAAUACCUGGUUUAUCACUCUUAAGGUGUCUAGAGCGCUUGGAACCGAAGGGCUUGAAUAAGCUAGUUGAGAUUCAAGGUUUAUCGGAACUGGAAUCUUUGCAGUACCUCCUUCUUUCCAAUUGUGGUUUAAUAGGACAAUUACCCAACUUGGCUAAGUUGGGUAAGCUACAACAUCUAGAGCUAGAAGCGUGUCCAAAUUUAAGAGCCAUUGAGGGCAUCGAGGGCUUAGAAAGCUGGGUGUUGGAUAGUCGUGGCCGCACUAUCCUAGAAAGAUUAUUGGAUGUCUCGAGAUCGAUUUGGCUUUCCCGCAGAUUACCAAUGUACGAUGUGUUCCUAUGUUCUACGGGACUAGACAUUCGUCUCGGCAUUGUCAAUUUCCUUCACUAUUGGAUGUUACAAGAUCGAGUUUCUGUUUAUAGUGAUCGGGAUGAUUUGAGGUCCAACGAAGGGAUUGGGGAAGAGAUUCUACAGGCACUUGGUAACUCCAAUAUUUACAUACCCAUUUUUUCUAGAAACUAUGCUUCUAGUCAUUGUUGUCUCCGCGAGCUUGCCCACAUGGUAAAAUGCAUGUCAGAAUCAAAGGGGAAAAGAAGAAUCCUCCCCAUGUUCUACGAUGUGGAGAUUGAUGACGUUAAGCUCAAAACUGAUUUAUAUAAAAGCGACCUGGACAAGCACCGGACGAACUUCGACAACAACGAAGUGAAGUCAUGGGAAGAGGCCCUAAUUCAGGUUGCAGCAAUGAAGGGUUUCGUCUUGGAAAAUACCAGCUAUGAAGAAGUCCUUCAAUCCAUUAUUGCAGAGGUUUUCAGAGCAAGGAAAUUGUUAAACGCUGACUCCUGAAGCCUUCUUUUGGUUAAUGUAAGGAAAUUUUCCCCAACUGCAUUCUGUUCCUAUGUCAUUCUUGCCACUUUGGCUUAAGAGAUAUUGUUGUUAGGUUUAUCCCACAUCGGUUGUGCGAGGAGUUGGUAGUCAGUUUAUAAGUAUGAGGGAAAAUCUUAUCCUUUCAG
Molecule: messenger RNA, 4447 nt
Organism: Rhodamnia argentea
Lineage: Eukaryota; Viridiplantae; Streptophyta; Magnoliopsida; Myrtales; Myrtaceae
Product: disease resistance protein L6-like
Exons: 6
Coding region: 216-4280 (1354 amino acids)
Biological process (GO): defense response; signal transduction
Molecular function (GO): ADP binding; ATP hydrolysis activity
Source: RefSeq, a predicted model, not a curated record